Pisolithus orientalis is the source of this 648-nucleotide messenger RNA. Its product is annotated as SH3-binding, glutamic acid-rich protein-domain-containing protein. The transcript has 5 exons. NCBI's taxonomy places the organism in Eukaryota, Fungi, Basidiomycota, Agaricomycetes, Boletales, Pisolithaceae. Gene Ontology annotation, cellular component: cytoplasm. The record is from RefSeq and is a predicted model, not a curated record. Bases 1 to 648 code for a protein of 215 amino acids.
AUGCCCUCCCCACCCAUCCAAGUCUUUCUCACGACCAUCGCAUCUCAGCCAGAGCUCAGGAAGCGGCAAGAGUACAUCUUGCGGAUUCUGCAGACGAAGAAAAUCCCGUUUAUAUCUUACGAUUUAGCCUGUGAUGAAGAGGCGAAGAGACUUUGGAAGCGCAAGGCUCCUCUCGAUAAGCAACAACUUCCAGGCAUCCUCGUCGGAGGCAGGUACCCAGGGGACUUCGACGCGUUUGAAGAAGCAGUCGAAUACGAGGAACUUGACACAUUCUUAAGACUCAAGGAAACAUGGAACACAGCCGCAGAUGAAGACCGGCCCGCCCCUGUAGCGAAACCUGUUGGGGUUCCCGGAGCGGUCCCAGUUUCGCAAAUGACGCCAGAACAUCACAAACCCAAGUUUUUCCCAAAAGAUCCGAAUUCCCCUCUUAAACCCGUGAACAAAGGGAACGAUUUUGACAUCGGCUCAGAGCUGCAGGGAUUUGGACUUCAGGGAGUAAGGGUUACUGAUGACGAACUUAAGAAAUUGGUCGAAGAGCUUGGGCUCGGCGGCGACGAUGCAGCCGAUAUCGUGAAGAGUCUUGGUGGCGAUGGAAGCUCCUCGAAGCCGACGGCGGAAGGUGCUGGAGGGGACACACAGGAUGGCUAG